CGUGCUCUCAGUCGGCUUUCAGACCUCCGAAUGGGAGAUUCGGUCUCGCUAUUUUUUUUCGCGUAUGUACGUAAACAAACGAGAUUCACGCGCGUCGCGUUGAGUUUCGUACACAAGUGAAACCUUCCGUCGCGCCUGCUCUCAUUAAUCAGUCAGUGUGAUUGCGUUGGAUCGCCGGAUGGACAUUUUCUACAAGGAUAUCCGACGCGUUUCGAAGAAGCAGUGACAUCGUAUCGCGACUUUCAUGCUUCGUGCAUCGAGUACCGGUUCGCAGGGCUUGAUACGGGGCUCGCUUGCGCGUCGAGGAUCAGCGUAGCUAUGGAGCCACAGGAUUGUUAAUUGAGCUUUCUCUCUCUUCAAGUCGGAACCGAGGAUCUCACGCUGCCAAUAUGGAGCGAUGGAUCGUGUACACGUUGAUGCUGCAGGUCUUAGUUGCCAUCGCACGAGCAACCGAGGAUUUUCGGCACAUCUUGUACGAAGAUUUAGCGGACACCAAUAUGUUCCGACAAGAAGGAGUCACGACUUAUUCUCAGCUGCUUUUCGAUGUGGCACGGCAGCAAGUCGUUGUUGGUGCACGAGAUAAUUUGUACCGCUUGACGCUGACGUCGCUUACGGACCUGGAGCACGCCACGUGGUCCGCGCCGGAGGACAAGGUCAACACCUGUCAGAAUAAGGGCCAGAGCGUCGAGGAUUGUCGUAAUUACGUCAAGGUGCUCCUCAGCAACGGCAAGAGCCUCUUCACCUGCGGCACUUACGCCUUCAGUCCGUGGUGCGCCUGGCGAGAGAUCGAGAAUAUAACGAGCGUGACCAGCGAGAUGGCGGGUGUGGCCAUGUGUCCUUAUUCACCGCAUGCGAACGUCACGGCGCUUCUCUCGAGAGGUCCUUCCGGCGGCCUCUUCGCCGGCGGGUCGACCGACUUCUCCGGAGCCGAUUCUGCGAUCUACAGAACGUUGGCGUCACCGAAUCUCAGGACACGACAAUACGAUUCCAAAUGGCUGAAUGACCCGCAGUUCGUCGGCAGCUUCGAGACGGAAGAUCACGUGUACUUUCUAUUUCGCGAAUCCGCCGUUGAGUACAUCAACUGCGGCAAGAAAAUAUACUCGAGGAUAGCGAGGGUUUGCAAAAAUGAUCGAGGUGGACAGAUUAUGAUGAAGGACGUAUGGACGACCUUCAGUAAAGCCCGUUUGAAUUGCUCCCUUCCCGGCGAAUUUCCAUUCUAUUACGAUGAGAUUCAAGGCGCGGUUUAUCAUCCGGAAGAAGGAAUCAUUUACGCGACCUUCACCACUCCUAUUAACGGCAUCGCAGGCUCGGCGAUCUGCGCGUACAACAUGUCGGCGAUCGUCGCUAGUUUUAACGGGCCUUUUAAGUAUCAGGAAAAUGCGGGCGCCGCCUGGGAAAGGAGGCCGGUCGCGCAUCAUAAUCGACAACGCUGCGGCCCUCUGUCCAGCACCGCGUCGCAUCAGAUCAUGGAUAAUCAGCAGUACCAGUUGAUGGACGAGGCGGUCCAGAGCACGAUGCUGGGUCCGCUGCACACCGCGACCCUCGAGCGAUUCACCCAUAUCGCGGUGGACGUGACGCCGACUAAACUGCACCGUAGCGUGACGGUCCUCUACGUCGCCACGGCGGCCGGACUGAUCAAGAAGAUCUCCGUUCUGCCUAGAACGCAGGAAACGUGCAUCGUCGAGGUUUGGGGGCCUUUGCCCUCGCCAUCGAUGACGUUGCAAUUCCUCAAGGACACGCAGAGCCUCUACGUCGGCAUGGAAAUUGGCCUCUUACGUAUACCAGCAGUUCAAUGUUAUCGUCAUCGGAGCCGUCAAGCGUGCCUGAAUGCCCAGGAGCCGUAUUGUGGAUGGAACGAGCACCUCAUGAAGUGUGCGCAAGCACCGAAACAGAAUUAUCUCGCGAAUCAUUGGCAUCAGGAGGUCACCAAAUGCCCGGUGCUCACCGAUCCUGUCGACGGAGGCUGGAGCGCGUGGAGUUCUUGGUCGCCCUGUCAACACGGUACAGAGGAACAAUUAUCCGGACACGGUCACGCUCACUCUCACUCGCAUAGCGAAUACGCGGAGAAGAUUGACACGUGCCAGUGUCAGACCAGAGAAUGCAACAAUCCUCCGCCGCAGCACGGUGGCGAGAGCUGCACGGGUGCGCGCAUCAGAGUAACAAAUUGCACCGUUCACGGCGAAUGGACCGCUUGGUCAGCAUAUUCAGCCUGCACUCAGACUUGCGGUUUCGCGAUGAAAAGUCGGCGACGAACUUGCACAAAUCCAGCUCCUGCGUUCGGCGGGCGCGUUUGCGUUGGUUAUGACCACGAUGAUACUAUGUGCAUCGAUCUGCCACCUUGUCCUGUUCCCACUAAAGUCACCCCGCCGCCUCAGAACGGACAGUGGUCAACCUGGGGACCCUGGCUUGCGUGUUCGCGACCAUGCAAUGGCGGGGUACGUAUUAGAAAGAGGACCUGCGACAACCCAUCGCCAAAGAAAGGUGGCGUUGAAUGCCCUGGAUGCGAUUUUCAGCUUGAAGAAUGUAACACUCACGAAUGCACUGAAACGAGACGGUAUUCUGGAUGGACUCCCUGGUUAGCAGUAAAUGCCAGUUUGCAGAGCGUUAAUACGGGCUAUCUGGAGAAACGUUUCCGAUUCAGUUGUCGCGCACAGACGGAUGAUCCGUCAAGCGUACGAGUGCAACUUGCUAAGGAAGAAGAACGCUAUUGUCGAAAUGAUGGAUCUUGCCAGAGAGGAAAAGAUGCGGAAUCCAUCAAUGAGAGCGGCUGGAGCGAAUGGUCUUCCUGGGGUUCAUGCGAUCGUUCUUGCGGGCGAGGUACCCAGCAUAGAGUAAGGCAAUGCGAAUCGCCACCAUGCGAAGGUGGUCUCUCUGCACAGAGUAGAAUCUGCAACCCGCAUCCGUGCCACGUGAAUGCAGGCAGUGGCAGCACAGUGGAAGGGCAAUGGUCAUGUUGGACAGAGUGGUCCGAAUGCUCGGCAACCUGUGGCAUCGGUAUACGUACUAGGACGAGAGAGUGCCUCGGUCCGGAGAGCUGCAACGGUCCUCGAUUGGAUAGGGAGACUUGCGAAAUGGCCAGUUGCGAAUCACUGGUCGGUUGGGACACGUGGUCACGUUGGACCCCGUGUGAUGGUGACCAUCAACAACACCGAAAACGAGCAUGCCUACAACAUGGAUCCGGCAUGUGCGAAGGGCCGACUCGCGAGACACGCGAUUGCCUUCCAGACUGCAUGGACAACGAUGUAAACGCUUUGCCUUCAAGCGUGGAGAACUCAAGCGUUACGGUGGGUGCAGUAGUAGGCAGCUGUGUAAUCGGUUUUGUCAUCGGCCUGACAUUAACCGCGGUUCUGUGUUUCUUCUAUUUGAAACGACGCAAACCGCGCCUGCCAGGAAAUCCGCAUUAUAUCAGCAAACAAAAUCCUUACGUCACUGUGCCAUUGAAAGAGGUGAACGCAAAGCGACAACCUAGCUUUUCGGGUAGCACCAACGGAAACGGGACUCUACGUGGUAAGAAUAAUCCCAAUGUUAACGGUCUUGGUAGUCCCAAACUAUAUCCGAAGAGUCUCGAUUAUGAAUCUGCUACCCUAAAGCGUAACAGUCACGGCCAACAACAUAUUCGUGCCGAUCUUGAUCAGGACAAGUACUACUGAACGAGCCAUCCACAUGGAAUCGUGCAAAUAGUGCGUCGUUUAAUUUGUGCUCUGGUCUUUCCGAUCAGUAGUGUGAUCCUCGUGUGAUUUAUUUCUAUGGUGAGUCAUAUAUAACGUUGCUCUGACCCCGAAUGUUAAUUUAUUCUCGCAUUUGGCAACUGCAUUUUUAUUGAUCGAUUAGCGUUCGAUUGAUGUUAAAAGUGACGCAUGUAUGACUCGAGGACUCGACGGACUUCCACGUUAUAGGAAGAGUAUAUCUACUUAAUUAAAUUAAGGCGACGAGAUAAUCGAUCAA
Messenger RNA from Camponotus floridanus (Florida carpenter ant), 3945 nucleotides. It is a transcript of the gene Sema5c, whose product is annotated as semaphorin-5A. Gene Ontology annotation, molecular function: semaphorin receptor binding; chemorepellent activity. The transcript has 15 exons. Gene Ontology annotation, biological process: semaphorin-plexin signaling pathway; positive regulation of cell migration; axon guidance. The coding region runs from base 390 to 3650 and encodes 1086 amino acids. NCBI's taxonomy places the organism in Eukaryota, Metazoa, Arthropoda, Insecta, Hymenoptera, Formicidae. The record is from RefSeq and is a predicted model, not a curated record.